AUGGACUCUAACAAUCCUUUUGCCCAAGAUGUGCAAGAGGAGCUUUCAGGAAACGCACCUCAACAGAAUAGACCGCAAGGGCCUACUGACAUCAUAACAAUUUUGGAAAAUUCUACUAUCAAUUCCAACUCUAGCCUCAACUCCAACUCCAAUUCCCAUUCCAGUUUACCGCCUACAACAACUCAUACUGGAUCUUCAGUACCUCAGAUAGCAAUUUCACCAGUCUCUGCUACAAACACAGCCAAUAAUGGUGAUAUUCAGCAAGAGCUAACACCCCCAUUGCCACCAAGAACGCCCCCACUAACGGCUGCAAGACCAGCUGUACCAAUUCCAAGUCCCCGACCUAUAGAAGCCCUGCAGUCGACGCAUUUAGAUUUACCAGAGUCUAACGACCUGAGGCCUCCAUCUCCAGCGUACACUCCCGUAGCGUCUCCUCAGGAAGUGACAGGAAAUGAACUUGUCCCUGAGCUUGAUUUGGAACACCCAAACGAACCCCCACCUCCAUACACUGAAGCUGAUCCAGGAUUACGUCAUGAAAUUUUCACUGUCCCUUUUUCAGCUACUGGUGGAGAUCAGGAUACUCCUCCAUUGCCCGAAAGAAGAUACAAUCGGCCGUCCAGCCAGCCCCCAUCAGACAAUGUCCCUCCCGUUCCAAACAGACCAAACUAUCAAAGACCAGCUGCACCUCCUCCCAAUGUACGACCGCAAGCUCCACCUCCUACAAACUGGCAAAGGCCUCAAAGUGUUCCACAAGGCUACCCCCCUCAAGGUUUCCAGCCACAAGCCCCUGUCUCACCACAUGAAUUCCCCCCUCCUCCAGUAAGGCACCCUGGUGCAAGAGUGACUUCCAGUGCUUACCCUGGCGCUGCUAACGUUACCUACUCUGGGUAUUCAAGACGAUAG
Molecule: messenger RNA, 903 nt
Organism: Komagataella phaffii GS115
Lineage: Eukaryota; Fungi; Ascomycota; Pichiomycetes; Pichiales; Pichiaceae
Exons: 1
Coding region: 1-903 (300 amino acids)
Source: RefSeq, a predicted model, not a curated record